UCCGGGGCUCCUCGCGCUCCCGGCAGUCAGCGCGAGACGCGGAGGACUGCGGACACGAGGACAGAGGACAGAGCACGCGGACAGAAUGAGCGGGACGCGCGCGGGACGCGACGGCGGCGCGGAGCGGCCGCACUGACGCGGGACACGGGACACGAGACGCAGGAGGAUGAGGCGCGAGGCGCGGAGCGCGCCAGAGGCGGGAAAUCAUGAAGUGGAGCACGAGAGGCGCGUGCGCGCUGCUGUCCAGCGCGCUGCUGUUCGCGUGCGCGCUCAGCGAGGUGGCGGUGGGACUCCGCUGCGUGUCCCUGGGCUCCGCGGUCAAGACGCACUUCCGCCUGAGCGGCGCGGCGGGCGCGUUCUACUCGGGGCUGCUCGUGGGCGGCGGACAGGUGCUUCUGGGGCUCGCGCUGCUCUGCUGCUCCGCACGCGCGCCCGGCUGCAGGAACCUCGCGCUCCUGGCGGUGGUGGUUCUGCUCUUGGGCGUCCUCAGCGCGUUUUCCGGAGCGGUGCUGGACGGAGACGCGGCGACGCUGGCGCGCCGGAAAUACUCUCACUUCUGCUUCCACGUGGGACCGGAGAACCCGGCGUGCGCGCGCCUGCGGGAGUACCAGCGCAGCCUCGUGCUGUCCGCGGUGCUGUGCGCGCUGCAGUGCGUCCUGGGGCUGCUCAACCUGCUCGUCAUAAAACGUUAUAAAGCCGCGCAGUUCUCCAGGCGGCAGCUGGCGCGGCGCCUGGCGCGGCAGAGUACGCAGUUGGCGCUGUUCGCGGAGGAGCGGGACGCGCGCGCGGAGCUGCCGCACGUGUCCUACAUCAACUUGGCCGUGACCGUCCUCGAGGAGCCGCCCGGCGCCGAGAGCACGCGCAGCGCGCACCCGUCCAGAGAGCUGCCCGGGUACGCGCCCGCGGACCACUACAGCCUCCCGUUCUCCACAGCGCCCCCCAGCGACCUGCCGCCCGCCUACGAGGACAUCUUCCCCGCGCCGCCGCAGGAGGCGCUGUGCGCAGGCGCAGCUCCGCGAUGCGCCGGACACGUGCGCCGACACAGAGACACUUUAUAA
Boleophthalmus pectinirostris (great blue-spotted mudskipper) is the source of this 1058-nucleotide messenger RNA. RefSeq names its product transmembrane protein 271-like. Lineage: Eukaryota; Metazoa; Chordata; Actinopteri; Gobiiformes; Gobiidae. Bases 207 to 1058 code for a protein of 283 amino acids. The transcript has a single exon. The record is from RefSeq and is a predicted model, not a curated record.